Molecule: messenger RNA, 637 nt
Organism: Danio aesculapii
Lineage: Eukaryota; Metazoa; Chordata; Actinopteri; Cypriniformes; Danionidae
Product: AT-rich interactive domain-containing protein 5B-like
Exons: 4
Coding region: 80-637 (185 amino acids)
Biological process (GO): regulation of transcription by RNA polymerase II
Cellular component (GO): nucleus
Molecular function (GO): transcription cis-regulatory region binding
Source: RefSeq, a predicted model, not a curated record
CUUCCAGGACCUUCAGUGAUCCAUUCAAGCCAACAAGUUUGGAGAGAAUGUUUGAGUUUAAUCAAUUCAGAGCGACGAGAUGGAGCCCAACUCACUCCUGUGGGUAGGCUCACCUUGUGGUUUGCACGGACCUUACAUUUUCUACAAGGCGUUUAGAUUUCACCUUGAAGGCAAAGCGAGGAUUUUGUCCCUGGGAGAUUUUUUCUUGGUCAGAUGUAAAGCGGGGGACCCCAUCUGCAUAGCAGAACUACAGCUCUUAUGGGAGGAAAGGACAACCAAGCAACUUCUAUCCAGCUCCAAACUUUAUUUUCUCCCAGAAGAUACCCCCCAGGGCAGAACUGUCACUCACGGAGAGGAUGAAGUUAUCGCCGUGUCAGAGAAGGUGAUCGUGAAGUUGGAGGAUCUGGUGAAAUGGAUGGUGUCAGAUUUGCGGAGCUGGAAGAAGGGUCUUCAGGCCGUCCCACUGAAGCCCGGUGUGCUGAAGGAGCUGGGCAAGAACGGCCAGAGAGAAGCCCUGCACAAAUACAGAGAGUCAACGCUCAACAGCGGACUCAACUUCAAGGACGUCCUCAAGGAGAAGGCUGAACUCGGAGUUUCUCUGUCAGAUGCAAACUUGAUAAAAGGAGUGUUUAAAUGA